GACAUAAAAAAAAAACCCUAGAGGCCGCCAUCUUGUCUUCUUCCUUGUUCGACGACUGUAGUAGACAUCGGAGCAACCACCCAAGAUCACCACCCUCAACCGAGAAUGAGCCAUAUGGCAGAGCGUGUUACUGGCCAGUUUCAGGCAAAGUGCUUGGAAACAAGAGAAGCCGUUGCAACUAGAAAAGUGUUGAAAGAUAAACGAUACAAGAACCGUGAACUGCAAACUAUGCGGUUUCUUGAUCAUCCUAAUGUUGUUUCACUCAAACACUGCUUCUUUUCUACAACAGACGACAAGGAUGAGCUGUAUCUUAAUCUGGUUCUUGAGUAUGUUCCAGAAACAACUUAUCGUGUAGCAAGACAAUACCCCAAGGCGAAUCAGAGGAUGACCAUGAUAUCUAUCAAACUACAAACCUAUCAGAUUUUUAAAGCCUUGGCUUAUAUUCAGGCCAUUGGGGUUUGUCACAGAGACAUUAAGCCUGAAAAUAUUUUAGUGAAUCCUCAUUCUCACCUGCUCAAACUCUGCGACUUUGAGACCUCAAAAGUUCUGGUCAAAGGGGAAACAAUUAUAUCCUACAUAUGUUCUCGGUACCACCCUGCACCCGAACUCAUAUUUGGUGCAACCGAGUACCCAAUUGCAACUGAUAUGUCGUUUGUAGAAGACGGUGUUCUUGCGGAGCUUCUUCUUGGACAGAUCUUGCACAAGCGGAUGCUCCCAGAAGCUGUAAAUCCUGUUCCAAGACUCCUCCAAUGCACUGCUAAAAUGAGAUAUGAGGCAGGGCGUGUUAUUGGCCAGGGUUCUUUUGGAACUGUGUUUGAGGCAAAGUGCGCGGAAACAGGAGAAACCGUUGCAAUUAAAAAAGUGUUGCUAGAUGAAGAAGACGACAUCCGUGAACUGCAAAUUUUGCAGCUUCUUGAUCAUCCUAAUGUUGUUUCACUCAAAGACUUCUUCUUUUCUAAGACAGACAAGGAUGAGCAUCUCAAUCUGGUUCUUGAGUAUGUUCCCGAAACACUUCAUCAUGUAGCAAGAAGUUACCGCAACGCGAAUCAGAGGAUGCCUAUGAUAUAUGUCAAACUGUACACCUAUCAGAUUUUAAGAGCCUUGGCUUAUAUUCAUGCCAUUGGGGUCUGUCACAGAGACAUUAAGCCUAAAAAUAUUUUAGUGAAUCCUGAUACACACCAGCUCAAACUCUGCGACUUUGGGAUCGCAAAAGUUCUGGUCAAAGGGGAGCCAAGUACAUUCUACAUAGGUACUCGGCAAUACCGGGCACCCGAACUCCUUUUUGGUGCAACCGAGUACACAACUGCAAUUGAUAUUUGGUCUGUAGGUUGUGUUCUUGCAGAGCUGCUUCGUGAACAGCGUCUUUUCCCUGCUCCUAAGGAUACAGUGCAACAUGUUCUAGAGGUUCUGAAUGUCCUUGGCAGACCAACUGAUGAAGAAGUUGUAUGCAUGAACCCUAAGUUCAAACAGUUUGAGCACAUCCCGCCUAUCAAGGGUCAGCCAUUGUACAAAAUUUUCCACAAGUGGAGGCCCCCAAAAGAAGCUAUAGAUCUUGUUUCAAGACUCCUCCGAUAUUCUCCAAACUUGAGAGGCACUGCCUUGGAGGCCUGUAUCCACCCAUUCUUCGAUGACCUUCGUGAUCCAAAUACUCGCCUUCCAGAUGGACGACCUUUGCCACCUCUCUUUAAUUUCAAGGCUCACGAGCUAAAAGGUGCAUCAGCUAAACUUGUGGCUAGACUCAUACCAGAACAUAUGCUCGGAAGCAGCGGUGUCACGUAGGUGGCAGUGAAAUAUCUUUCAUUACUGACAGUGGAAUGCUUUAUCUGUUUUGGUAUACAUCACACUGAAAUGGUUAGGACAUCAAAUUCUUAUAGCUACAUAUAUACUUUAUUCAAAGUACAGUUGUUAGUAAUACAAAGUUUGACACUUCAAAUUUUGAUUAUAAA
Molecule: messenger RNA, 1946 nt
Organism: Helianthus annuus (common sunflower)
Lineage: Eukaryota; Viridiplantae; Streptophyta; Magnoliopsida; Asterales; Asteraceae
Product: shaggy-related protein kinase epsilon
Exons: 17
Coding region: 106-1779 (557 amino acids)
Biological process (GO): signal transduction; protein phosphorylation
Cellular component (GO): cytoplasm
Molecular function (GO): protein serine/threonine kinase activity; ATP binding
Source: RefSeq, a predicted model, not a curated record